CCUGGCGCCGGCCCUGACGAGGACUAGGUCGGCCGGGGACAGGGGCCCCGGCUUGCGGAGCACGGAGGGACGGCGGCGAUCGCCCCCUGGUCUCCCCGGGGACCCUCUCUCCCAACUCUGCAGCGCUAGCGGCGGUGGAUUUCCUGGCUGAGCAGAGUUGUUCCCCGCGUCCGUCCAGUGCACGGCCGUCUGCUGGGGCGAGAGCUCUGCGGGGCUGAGCGCGUGUACGCCUCCAGCCCACCGGAGCUGGGCUCCGAUCCGGCCGCUCUGCGACCCCCGACCGGCCCGGCUCGCGCACCCCAGCCUCACCUGGAGGGCACCUGGUUCUCCUGCGGCCACCAUGGCCGGGGGCUGCGGACACGCGGGAACGCAGGAUAACGCCAAUUUUCCACGGAUCCUUUGAAGUGUCCCCGUUCCUACGAUGAUGGACAAGGCAUGGGUUGGAAGUGGAGCCUGUCCACCAACCUGAAGGCCACCAGCAUCAUGUGGUUAGUAACUGCUCCUCAUUCCCCAAUUGAUGCCUCCCAGAAAAAAACGCCCGCCACGGUGUCAGAAAGCCCCGCUGCUAUUCCACCAACAACCACUGGAGGGCGCCAAGCACCACUAUGGAUCUCAGCUUCCUGCCGUGGUCACCCACACCCGUCAGGUGCCCAGCAAGCCCAUUGACCACAGCACCAUCACUUCCUGGAUAUCACCUCAGUUUGAUAGAGCAGCAGAAAGCUGCUUCCCAGCACACCAGAAACAACCCUGCAACCCAAGACGACAAUCAAGUCGGAAAGUCACCACGUCCAAGUUUCCACAUCUAACUUUUGAGAGUCCACCACCUUCUUCCAGCUCAGAAACCCUGGAGAUCCCCUUCAGCAAGGAGCCAGAAAAGGAAGCUUCCAGAAGGCCCUUGGUUCCGUUGCUCAGUCCCCAGAGCUGCGGCGAGCUGUCUGUGAAUUCCCUUGGGAGCUUCCCUCAUGUGUUCCUUCCUCCCGACAUCCAGACCCCGGACUCAUCUUCCACGAGGGGAGAGCCCCUGUCCCCCAUGCAGAAGGAGAACAGGCACCCAGGCCUCCCCCUUCACCUCGCUACCCCCGGCAGCCCGGAGCCUGGGCCUGUGCUGGUUAAAGACACCCCCGAAGAGAAGUACGGGCUGAAGGUCACAUGGAGGAGACGCCGGCACCUGCUGGCUUACCUCACGGAGAGGGGGAAGCUGAGCAGAAGCCAGUUCUAUGUGAAGAACUGACCGGCUUCCCCAGCAGCCGCCCCCUCUUCAGCAGCCUUGAGAAUGGCUGCUGUCACUUUUUGGCACGCAGGCGACCGUUUCUGAGGAAUAAAAUGAAGCCCAGAGGCCUGAGGGAAUUCAAUUCCCAACUGGCUUUUUAAGAAACUUGUGCAGUGAAGAGUGAAAUCCAGUGUCACAGACUGUUCAUGUUUUUUCUCAUAUUAGCUGUUUAAAAAGUUUUUUAAAUAUCCUGAGACUGUUUAAAAUAUAUUACAUAGAUAGAUGGUUGCGAAAGUUUAGAGAACUGUCGGUGGGGCAGCAGAGUUGCGCCUCCGCCCGAGGUGUGUGCGUGGUGUCUGUCACUGCUCACUCUUCAACCCCCGCACUCGCACUCAUCCACUUUUGUUUUUUCCUGGUUGCAGACAGAAAAAUGUAUUUGUGAAGGGACUAGUGGGAAAAGAAGAAGGAAGCAAAAGUACCUCCCGGGAGAAAGCCAGGAGUGGGGUGCCUCUCGGGAGAGGGAGAGACACCCCAGACGAAUCCAUGCUCUGAGGCCCAGUGUCAACUUUCUGUGACCAGAAGGACAGAAGGACAGGAGAGGUCAGAGCGAGGCCUGUGGCCUUGCAGUGUCUGACUGCCACCUCUGACCUUGGCCGCGAAGGGGCAGCCAGCCCUUCAGGGAACACGGUGGGGUCAGAGCUGAGAGGGACCCUCUGGUGGGUCACUUGGAAUUUCGCUGUGUUUCCAAUCUGUUCCCACCCCCCAGAAAUCGCAAAUACUAACUAGGGUAUGAACUUGGUUUCUUACAGUAACUGUUUAGAUGGGGGAUGUGUAUAUGUAUAAAUAAACAUGGGCCCUUUGGAAUG
Molecule: messenger RNA, 2076 nt
Organism: Ochotona curzoniae (black-lipped pika)
Lineage: Eukaryota; Metazoa; Chordata; Mammalia; Lagomorpha; Ochotonidae
Gene: RHNO1
Product: RAD9-HUS1-RAD1 interacting nuclear orphan 1
Exons: 3
Coding region: 518-1231 (237 amino acids)
Biological process (GO): recombinational repair; cellular response to ionizing radiation; DNA damage checkpoint signaling
Cellular component (GO): chromosome; nucleus
Source: RefSeq, a predicted model, not a curated record